Messenger RNA from Asterias rubens (European starfish), 4008 nucleotides. Its product is annotated as HMG-Y-related protein B-like. Gene Ontology annotation, molecular function: DNA binding. The coding region runs from base 138 to 521 and encodes 127 amino acids. Gene Ontology annotation, cellular component: chromatin; nucleus. Gene Ontology annotation, biological process: regulation of DNA-templated transcription. The record is from RefSeq and is a predicted model, not a curated record. NCBI's taxonomy places the organism in Eukaryota, Metazoa, Echinodermata, Asteroidea, Forcipulatida, Asteriidae. The transcript has 2 exons.
GUCCAAUAUACUGUGCAUCACCAAAUGUUGGCGCUCCAUCGCGUCUCUGUUCAUUGCUUUGUUCUGUGUACUGUGCGAGGGGAAAAGAUUUUGUCCAUUUCUGCUAGUCAUCAACUCGUCAACCAAGACCCUUCAAUAUGCCGAAACGCAAGGCAGACGUAGCCCAGGCUGAGGAGAAUGAUAGCAAUGAAGAAGCACCCCAAGCUGACUCUCCUGCUCCAGUCAAGAGGGGCAGAGGACGACCCAAAGGCACAGGUAAACCCAAAAAGAUAGUCGACCCAAACGCCCCAAAGCGAUCCCGCGGAAGACCACGUCUCAACCCACCAGCGGAUCCAGACACACCCAAGAAGUCCAAAGUUAUACCUCCAGCAGAGUCAAGCCCCGCUAAAAAGGCUAAGGCUAGCCCUGGGAAGAGAGGCAGACCAGCAGGCUCAACGAAACAGAAGAAGAGGGGACGGCCAAGCAAGGCGGCAAAGCCACAGGAUGAAGAUGAGGAAACAGCCGAGCUGUCAGAUGAGUAAAGAAAGCCCUCCAAACCUUUCAGCAUUGAAAGAAGUUAACAUGUCUUCUGUGGACAUCUUCACAGUGGUUAUCUUCACAGGGAGGAAGUCGAUCCAAAGAAAAAGAACAAUAAAAAGUCAAGAGUUUGUUGCAUACAUGUGAGGUCGGUCCGACACAAAUCUCUCCUACAAUGUACUUGAGGAUCAUACUAGGUGGUUAAUGUAAUUACUACAUGAAUGGGAAGUAUAUUGUGAUUUACUUUUUUUUUCUGUUUUAAAAAUAUUCAACCCAGAAACAGUAAAUGCUGCAAGGUUUUUUGAUACAUUACAAGACCCUUUGGUGACAGCCACCUGAAACUGAAAUUUGAAAACAAAAUUAAGAAAUACCGGCUUGCGUUUUUUCCCCUCUACCAAUCUUGUUGUGCUUCAUUUUAGAAAACAACUCAACAACAAGAAGAACAAUGUGGUUUUUCAUGUUGCACAAGAGGAAGUACAACAAUUUGGAAUGUUACAAUGCAAACAAAUUCUAAGCAUAGAUUUGUGAAAAAAAUGUGCAGGAUUCAUUAAGAUACAUUUAUCUGUUAAUAGUCUUUAUAUCAGUAAGGAUUUUUCAGGCAUCGUUGUUCACUUAUUGAAACUGUAAUCUAAUUUCAAGUUUGUAUCAUCUUGCCUUUCAAGAUGCCAGUCAGAUUUAUUUCCCUAUUGACCCCAAAAGUUGUUAAAUCUAUCUAUUUUUUUUAUAGAUUCAAGAGAGUUGUAACUAUGUCGGGAUGCAGGCAUUAAAUCAAGUUUGUCAGACAUCACAUAUAGUACAAACAGCUUUUCAUGUUACAUUAUGCUAUUUUUCUUUCGAUACAAAACCGCAUCAGCUAUACAAAAAAUUGUAUCAAAAAUAUUUAGGCAAAAAUCAGGCCCUGCAACUUUUAAACUCUUUUUUUUGGGUCUAAAUUGAAGUUGAUUGUCAAAAGAGGGCACUAGUUACCCACCAACUAUUUUGUUUUUUAUCGCUUAAGUUUAAGAAACUAAAAUUUAAGAAAUAAUUUUUUGUUGUCUUAAACAACUUUUUCAUGUAUUUUGAUGCACUUUAAAUUUUUAAACAAUUUCAUGUAUUGUUGAACACUUUUUUAUAAAGUCCAGUCAAAUGAUUACAAAUAAACAUUUAAAAACAAAUAGCAUAAACCAGAAAUGAACUUAUUGUGAAUUUAACUUUGUCACUUUUUAAAGAGACUUAUCUCAAUAAACUGAAUUUUGUCACAACUUUCUAGUUUGUCUUUCAAGAAGGACAUUUCAGCAAUGAUCAGCUGGUGACGAUAAUCAAAAGUCAUCUAAAAUAUUGAUUAUGAUACGUUCUGAAGAAAAAAAAUUAGGAACUCACUGCCAAGCUGAUGAUGAAAGGUUGUUGCUGUGAAUUACAAAAGUAGACAAGUUAUUGUUUACCUCUUUCAAGAUGUCGCAAGGUCAAGCAAGUCCAUCCCGAGGUCAACAAAAUCCACGUCAUUGUUCACUAAUCCAGUCCUGUCUUUGUUUUCUGUCAUUCAGGAUCAAGCCAGGCUUUUGUACAAAUUCAUUAAAACAGUUUUUACUUUAUUUUAUACAGCUGGUACUCGAUUGUACAAUGGUAAUUUACAAAACUAACCUGUGGAAAUAGGACCAUCGCUUUGGUACAUCUCGAGGUCCUCUGUGGUAUUUCAUGGGCCUCAAACUGACACCACAGCCCAAUUUCAUGACUGCUUACCGUAAGCCAAACUUAAGCUCUUAGGGUAGCUGAAAAGUCCAUGAUUGAGGUCGACAGAUAAGCAAGGAAACUUUGCUUUGUGUGUGUGGAUUCUUUAUGUUGCUGUUCAUUCUUAAAUUUCACAGCAAGCACAUAAAUUUUACCCUAACAAAUGUAAGUAGAGUCAUGAAGUUGGGCCCUGUUACACAAUCGGGUAGUUCCAUUGUAUGACCUUAGCAAUGACUGUAAAUUCUACAAGGUACCGUGUGCAAAAGAAAGGACCAUCCAAUUUUCAUAGAGCUGCUAAAGCAACAAUAAUUGCUUCACAAUUUUCUGCAAAGCAAAAAUCAGCAGGAUACCAGUCACAGUUAGUACAGUUGGAAUGUUCUUUUGACUGGUAACCUUAUUCUGGUAAUCAUAAAUUAUGAGGAGCUCUAUGAAAAUGGGCAGUGGUCUCCCAAAACUUUCUGCCAGUAAUAAAGUGUACAUUUUCAUUGCAUUUCCAGCAAACGCUACCACUGAAACAUUAAGUUAAAGUAAAUUUUCUUGUAGCAUGCCACAAUUCUCAUCUGUUCUCAGUUCUGGCAUAUACUGGACAUGUUAACAUUUCUUGCUUCUAUUAUAAAAGCUUUGCUUCAGUAUUGUUAGCUUGUUAGUCAAUUGCGGAACUUAAAAAAGUUGUUCCUAAAUUAGAAUCGAUGGUCAUAUUCAUCUCUGUGUUUUGUGUUUAGCUGGCAUCAUUUUCAUGUUUUUAAAAAUUUACUGUACAUUUUUAAUUAUCAAAAGUUUUCUGCCACUGUUUUUAAUGUUGUUUAAAUAGCUGAUGGCCAGUUUCUUGGAAGAAUGAGACAGUGCAUCUAUCUGACAUUUAACAAUUUAGAAUGAAAGUAAAACAGGGAGGAAAUCAAGAAACUGUUUUGCAGAAAAUGGAAAAUGAACAGUUAGAGAGAUUCAACUCGGCUUCAACCUCAUGUAUUUGAUUCAGGAUUUUUUGAACGUUGAAGAUUCCAUGUUGGACAUUAUAACAGAAAACAAAAUAUUGGGAGAAAAUAGUAUUGUUUUCUGUACCUUUUUAUUAUGCACUGUUUUUAAUGUUUUAGUUUAUGUAAAUUAGCAUUUAAAUAUGUUUGACAAAAAAGUAACCUGUUGUGAUGUUGACUCCUAAUGUUUUGCCAUAUGACUAUUUUGAUGUUCUUAAAUUUGUCCUGCACAAAUAUAAAUUAACAGUCAACCAUGACACAAUUCUAGACUGAUUUUGUUUUGCCAAUCAUGCCACUGUGGGAACAAAAUCAAAACAUUUUGGAGGAGUAGUUUGUUAAAAAUAAAACACAGUUUGAGGCCAGUGUGCCUGGGCCCUGGUAAAAAAAAAAAAAGCAUUACAACAAUUUUUGAAAAAAACCCAAGCAUUACAACCAUUUGACCUUAAUUUGCUCACUGAAAGGACAGUUUGGUGUAUUUGUCAGCGUAUCAGUAAGUUGUACUCGUGUUUGUGGAUUUACUCAUUUUCACCACAUGCUUCUGUGGUAGUUGAUUGUCAUGGUUAACGACAAACUUUUUGUUUUGUCUCAAUCAUGUUUCAAAAACCUUUGUUCUGGCAAGAAGUGUUGUGAAUUCUUAGUUCUUGAAAAUAAUGUACCAAUUUUAAUUAGUUUUUUUUUUUAUACAUGUACGUAGAUCUGAGAAUCAGUUUAGAACAAUUGAAUGUGUGAGAGAAGUCCAGAGGAUUGUACAUGUAGAUUUAACAAACCUGUAUUUUUCUGUGGAGAAUUAAAUCUCAUAGUAUUACUAGAGAAA